This is a messenger RNA of Cololabis saira (Pacific saury), 5288 nucleotides long. RefSeq names its product ventral anterior homeobox 2 (gene vax2). Gene Ontology annotation, molecular function: DNA-binding transcription factor activity, RNA polymerase II-specific; DNA binding. The record is from RefSeq and is a predicted model, not a curated record. The transcript is spliced from 3 exons. NCBI's taxonomy places the organism in Eukaryota, Metazoa, Chordata, Actinopteri, Beloniformes, Belonidae. The coding region runs from base 815 to 1732 and encodes 305 amino acids. Gene Ontology annotation, biological process: brain development; neuron differentiation; regulation of DNA-templated transcription.
GCCCCUCUCCUCUGUUUGUGAAGGCGGGGUGCAUCAGCCGGCCCGACGUGCAUGGUGUUUCUGCUCUAAAAGCAAAUCCCCCCACAAAAAAACUGACAAGAAGCUUCAUCUGAGUGCAAGUGUGACCAUUUCCCAUUUCCCGACAGUAGCCCUCCCGAAGGCUCUCAACUCAGACAUCUUUCCUUGUGCGCUUUGCAAACGCAGAAGACCACCGACCCCCUUCUUAUGAGCUCCGAGACCAUGCAAAGCCAGAAUCCGCAGAGAGAGCUGCACUGAGAGCCUGCUGCUUCGGACAGACCAGGGGAAACUUUUCUUCCUGGCUUGUGCACGGUGAACUGUGACCGCUGAGAUUUUUUUUUUUACUCUCUUUUUUUUUUUUUUUUGGUCCACGCUGCCUCUGACUUUAUUUCUAGGUGGCUGGGCAGUGUGUGUGUGUGUGUGUGUGUGUGUUUGUGGCACCUCCCCGCUCCCCACUCCUUCUCAGAUCUCCACCUUGUAGCUUGCAGGCUUCACCAUGGACUUCUCCUGCACCUCUCGGUUACUAUUAAACUAAGAGCCCGAGGUUUUUCCACUAGCCGACUUUCCCUUCCACCGUGCGUCAUGCCGCGACAUCUGAAGCGCCAACCGGUUCCGCUGCAGGACCGCACAGUCUGUUUGUAAGUGGAUCUAUUUGUCUUUUUUAAUUCAAGAGAGAGGUGGGCAUGCUCUCCUCGCCUCUGGGAAACACUUCCAGCGAGAAAAAGUGAGCGGCGGCGACAAGGAGGAGCAGGGAGCGCCUGGCGCAGAGACUGAGACUUAGAGCCUAUAGUUGUAGAUGUUCGACCAGGCGACGCCGAUGGGCGAUGGGAGCCACCGCUGCGGCCCCAACCCGCUGUGUCCGGACAGGAUGGACACCAAGUGCCGCAGCGAGAUCGGGAGCAGGUCCCCGGUGCAGAGCUCCACGGACACCCCGGGGACAUCCGCGUCCACGCCGACGUCUUCCAGCGAGGACGGACACGACAAACUUUUGGGAGUGGACCCUGACUACUGUCGGAGGAUCCUAGUGAGGGACGCCAAAGGCACCAUCCGGGAGAUCGUCCUGCCCAAGGGCCUGGACCUGGACCGGCCCAAGCGCACCCGGACCUCCUUCACGGCCGAGCAGCUGUACCGGCUGGAGCUGGAGUUCCAGCGGUGCCAGUACGUGGUGGGGCGGGAGCGCACGGAGCUGGCGCGACAGCUCAACCUCUCAGAAACACAGGUCAAGGUGUGGUUCCAAAACCGCCGGACCAAACAGAAGAAGGACACCACCAAGGAUUCAGAUAAGCGCUCCUCCUCCACGUCUGAGUCUUUGGCCACCUGCAACAUCCUUCGCCUCCUGGAGCAGGGCCGCCUCCUGUCGGCCCCCGGCCCACCACCUAACUCCCUCCUCGGGCCCCCGACUCACCCAAACGGAUCCCUGCUCAGCAGUCCGGGUGGAGGCUCCUCCAACUCUCCUGGGAUCAGCAGCGGCACUCCCCCCAGCUCCCUCUCAGGAGGGACGUUCGGCCUCUCCCUGCCCUCUUUGGGGGGCACCCCGCCGUCACCGAGGCUGGGCGUCCCACCGCCGCACUCCCUCUGCUUCUCCAUGCCGCUGCUGGGGGGCCCCCAUCAUGAACUGACGUCCAGCUACGGCUGCGGCUCCUCGGCGUUUGAGCCGUACAUGCGGCUGGACAGGAAGGAGGCAGAUCUGGGUGGGAAGAAGACAGUCUCCUAGGUAGCAGGGCCCUGUUUUAGGGACGAGAGGAGACUGGGACUUAAGAGCUUUCCUCUCAGUCUCGUGAGCGGCUGCAGACAGGAGCAGAAAGCACCUCGGAUAAUGAAAAACAUUAAAACGGAAGUGACAGGGUUGCUUUCUAGUGCUUUUUUUGCAGCAGUAACACAAAGUUGUAAAAAAAUGACUUGAUGGAAGGUGAUGAUUCCACUUUUCCACGUAAAAAAACAAACUGCUAUUUUUCUUCAGGCAGAAGUGCCGUGCGUGUUUAUUUCAAACGGAUGUUUUCAUCGCCACUCUCUUUACAGUGGUUGUACAUGACUUCACUUUCUGUCCAGUGAGCUUGUAUUAGUGACUUUUUUUCUUUCUAUACAGGCCUGCAUUUGCUGUUCAGGAAAAAAAAAGAAAAAAAAAGAUACUUGACAUCAAUAUUGUCUGAAUGAGAAAAAUGGUCUUUCAAUGAGAGCAGUAUGUACACAUUUCUAUUCCUGUUCAAGUGGCCAUGAUUGAUUUUAGUUCAUGUGCUAUCACGAUAGAAAGAAACCCUUAAAAAAAAGAAGAAAAAGAUUGUAGCAUUUUAUUAUCAGUCUGUUUGGUGUCCAGUCGUAGUUUUUGUAAAACCUUUAUUUGGUUGUGUUUGUGUAUGAAACAGUGUGUGGUAGGAUCUGGACACACAGUGCAAACUCACAUAUCUAGAUCUGACGGUUGAAUACGAAAUGACCAGAAAAGAACGAUCAGUAAAGAAAGCGCAAGGAAGCCGGUAAGUGUUUGCCAAAGUGUUUACGGAUAAAGCUCUGGAGGUGCCACGCUCGUGCCCCUUCCAAUCAGCGAAGCAAGCUGAGAGAGGCGACCUCUGAACCCAGAUUAACUUAGAUUCACAGAUGUCUCAGCGCUGAGAGAGACUCUAAAUCAGAUUCGGAGAGAGUUUGCGGACACACACAUUAUAAAUCUUCCUGAAGCUCAAACUCAACCCAGAGAUUUCUUUUCUGUCUUGUUUGGAGUCCGGCUGCAACUGUAGCCGAUGGAUCCAAAGAAAGCUACUCUACGACAUUUAAGAUUAUUUUUUUUUUACUUCAUUGCUUUCCUUUUUCAUGUUUUGUUUUUUUCGUAUUUGUUUUCUUAUUUUUAUUUUAGCACUUCAAGGACUCAAAGAUUAAUUGAGAAAAGUAUCUUCCAGCAGUUAGGUGACUACAGACGUUGUGUGUUAUAGUCCAGGUUGCGGUGCAGAAUUAUUUGACAUUUGUCCAUUUAGUUUAGAUUUUUGUUUCAUUUGUUCCAUAUUUUCCAGUUUGUGCUGAUCCACCAGGUCGUCAUAUCCACCUCAUAUCCACCUUUUUCACACCUAUUUCAGACGCGAUAAGCUGAGGCAUGACACAGGCGUUUUAACGUCUCAGUUUUCUUGAACUCGUUUCCUCUUUUUCCGCAAUGACACUUGGCUCCAGCGGCUUGGCCUUUCUGUUAUGAAAGGAUUUUAUCUGAUUGCCCUUCAUUGAAAGCACUUUAUGUUUGUUUUGUUUUUUUUUCCACAUCCUUGAAUCUCACUUUUCAACUUUUGAAGUCAUUUAUUGAAAACCCCAGAAAAAAAAGAAAGGAAAACACCCCCAACCUUCACAGUUUUGCUAUCAGUUUAUAUUCUUUUUUUUGUUUUUCUGAUUUUAAAAUUGAGGUCCCUCACUUAAUGAUAACUUUUGCAAUUUUCUAUCAAAUAUAAUUUUUUAGUCUAUGGAUUUGAAGCUGAAUUGACCUUCAUGUGUUCAGAUUUACUGUGCUUUCGUAACAUUUAUGCUGGACAAGGAAGAGGAGGGAACUGAAAGCAUCAGAUGUUUUAUUUGUGUCUUCUACAUGAGAUGCUGUUUGUCCAGGUUUCUUUGUUGUUCACGGAAAGGCAAAAAUCACCUGCGAGAACCUGCAAUUUUCUACAGUUUACCCUCAAUUUGUGUGUGUCAAAUGGGUUAUCGCCCUCUUUUCACUCUCCCGUCUCUCGUCUGUUUUCCCAUGGAUCUUUUCAUUUUGUCUGACUGCAAGGUUUUUUUUAUUUAUUUUUUUUACAUUUUAUUUCCUCAGAUGUGGCUCAAUGUGUAUUUAAAGAAAAGAAGAAGAAAAAAAGAACGGACACUGCCAUGACAUCAAUUUACAAUUGCGGUUACAAGUGAAGGCCGGGGUACUUUGCUCGGGCUGGCGUGUUCCCAGGUGCAGAUGCAUUUCCCAGCGAGCACGAGGAAAGGCAUUGACCUCAGUCUGUCAGCUCGCUGGGCCUUUUUGCACCCAUGUAUCAGCAGCUUGUACCUGAUAAUUUCCUGUUGUAGUAUUCAGACUUCAGCAAUGCUGCAAAAACCCUGCUCACAGCUCUCUGCAGUAGUACACCUGUGCUCUUGUCGAACACUAUUAUUUCCUAUAAGCACCAUCCAUAAUUCACAUGCUCUGGCAUCAAAUAUUGAGUGCAGAAAUGGAGCUGAGAGGUCAUGGGGCCAGCUUCUCGUGUCAGGCUGCUGCACUCGUUCACAAAUGAUUUGUCUUUACUCACUACUGCAUUGUCUCAUUUAACUGCUGUGUAAACAGUCCCUGCUCUGGUUUUAUAUUUUUCAUGGUAUUACUUUUUGUCGUGCAUCUGUGACUUUUGGUGCACAAAACGGCCGAUACAGAAGCUCUUGAUUAGUAAAAACUGCUCGUUUUUAGUUAUUUCUCACCCGCUGUGACAUAAAAGGAGCAUAAUAUAUUAAAGAAACAGGCUAAGUCUACUCACGCUUCAUAUUUCUCUUGAGAUCCAGCACCAACUCCUUUUUUCUGGCACUGCUCAGCUGUGUUUUGUAAUGAAAAUCUGCAGUUACUGUUUUGUGCACUCAGCUAAGCAGAAGGAGGAUUCUGUUUUUUCCAGCAGGAGUGCAAAAAGAGAGAAGAAGCAAUGUAAAGCUUUGCAUAAGAUGGUGCAGAAACACCAGUAAGCUGGAUGAAUAUCCACGUGACUGUCAUGACUUUAACUGACGUUAAAAAGUUUGAUUUUUGGUUCCGUUGAUAAACUUCCUCUUUAGAUGGUCUCUUCUCUUUCCAACUGUGUGAAAGUUGUUCUUUUUUUGUUGUUGUAAGAGAUCUGUGACACCUUGCACUUGUUGAGGUUGUACCACUAUUUGAAAAACACCACAGGCCUCCUUUUUCGCUCCCACUGCGUCAUGAUUUUUUUCUUGUUUGUGUGAACAUCUUCCUUUGUUUCCUCUUGGUUUACAGUCUUCGUUAUGCACAGCCAAGGUCCUGCAGAGGCCCUAACGUCUUUCUUUGAGCAGUAAAACGUAAUGUCAAGUUAAUAGCACCAGCUUAUACUUACAAUGAACAAACUCUAUGUACAUAGAUAUGAAUUUAUAUAAAUAUAUAUAUAAAUGGGUCUUUGCACAUGUUAUCUCAAUGUCUGUUCCAUGUGAGUUUAAGAGGAAGAAGCAAGAAAAAAAACAAAACAAAAAAAAACUAAAUGUGAAAGAAAGUUCAGAAAAAAAAGACUUUAUAUAUGCUUUACAAUUCUUUGUCUCAUUAACAUUUUGCACUUAUUUAAAGAGGCUUACUUCAGUUU